AUGGUUGAUCUUCCUAUUGAAACAAUAUUUGAGAUAUUAACGAGGGUGCCAGCGAAGGUCGUAGGACGUUCUAGGAGUGUUUGUAAGGAAUGGUAUGCGUUGCUGUCAACUCGAGAUUUCAUAAGGGUACAUUGUUCUCGCUCAUUAGUUUCAUCUAACCAGAGGGUUCUCUUAAUUGACGACCUAACAUGCUCUGUUCAUCCGAUCAUCUUUCAAUCCUAUGAUUAUGGGCCAAGGUCAAUAGUUACAUUACCAUUCGACCACCAAAAUAAUGAUGUGUCAAUACUUUCACAUUUGAAUGGAUUGUUGUGUGUUUGCUUGAAUCAUACAAACGAGUUGCUUCUUUGGAAUCCAACAACUACUGCUUUCAAGCGUUUGUCAACACCUGAUUCUCUUGGAAUCUAUAUAAAUAAUCUUGAUGCCGUUGGUUUGUAUGCUGAUGAUGCCGAUGAUUACAAGGUCUUGCAUAUCAAGCGUAGGUGUGGUGUAUAUGAAAGCUAUGUUUAUUCUAGGGAAUUAAACUUUUGGAGAAAUAUUCCUUUCUUAACAAAACAAGAGUACCUUAGCCCCAAUUUCUAUUGGUCACCAGGCACAUUUUGUGGUGGUACUUUGUAUUUCACUCUUUGCGAAUGUUGGGUUGGAGGUACAAAUGUGGUGAUUUGUUUUGAUAUUAAUUCAGAGCAGUUCAAGGAGAUAAGCUUUCCACCUGUUCCAUCUACGGGAUUUGUUCAAGGUGUUUUAGUGAAUGUAAAAAAUGAGCUUCACAUGUUUGCUACGACUGGCUGGUUUGAGAUAACAAUUGACCUGUGGACGCUAAAAGAGGAUUACUGGAUUAAGGUCUUAUCGUGUCCUCCGAUCCCCCCAAUAUCAUUGUCAUUGUGGGGCGAUAUAACACAUUACGUGACGAAUGGUAAUUGGUUUGUGAUGACUAAAUUAGGGAAGCUUUUUACUAUUGAAAUGGAUACGAAGCCCUUCGAAAUUCUUUAUCCAGUUACUUGGUUUCGUGGUUAUAAGGGUGCGGUGUUUGUGGAGACCGUUGUUUCACCAAGUAUUUAG
Messenger RNA from Helianthus annuus (common sunflower), 1056 nucleotides. RefSeq names its product putative F-box protein At3g24700. Bases 1 to 1056 code for a protein of 351 amino acids. The transcript has a single exon. NCBI's taxonomy places the organism in Eukaryota, Viridiplantae, Streptophyta, Magnoliopsida, Asterales, Asteraceae. The record is from RefSeq and is a predicted model, not a curated record. Gene Ontology annotation, molecular function: protein binding.